AUUUAUUUUCUCAAUUCACUAAUUUUGAAAUGUUACUCCAUUUCCAUGAAUUAUUAAAAACUUUUCAAGAUUGGUUUGAUGAUCUGAUAGAUGAACGGGGUCAAUUUUUUAAAAUUUGUAAAAAAUGGUAUGAACGCUUCUUGGAUCAUUUAACUUCUUUGUCUCAGAUUAAAAAGGACACCAUCAUUUUGAUUUUCCAUCAUGUAUCGCUUCUCUAUGAGAGAAUUGGAAAAUAUACAGUGCUUUGGAAAAAAAUAAUGGAGCUCACUACUAAUAGUAUGAAACAGUUUCCUGAAACCCUUGUUUUCAAAGCUAUAUCAAAUAUUGAGAAAUUUCAUCUAGAAGUUGUUACGUAUUUUCGUCGUAUAGUUGAAGAGAUGUUGACUGAAUCCACACAACAAAUCGAUAGUCGAUUGAUAAUGAAAAUUAAACAAAUUUGUACUGUUUCAGGUGAACAACUUACUAUUCCAAGCUUAUUAAGCGAAGACCUGAUUUGUCAUAUUAUUAAAUGUUUGGGAACUAAUCUCAUAUCUCAUGAUGCGGAUUGGGAGGUGGCCCCAACAAAUUUUCAUCUUUCUCUUCUUAGUACGGCAAGUUUUUGGACAAGGAUUUUGAGAGCUAAUGGUUAUGUGGAAAAGUUAAAUUCACUUCAUUGCAUCAAAAUGGUUAAAAAAGCGAUUUCCCAAUUGGGUCGUGAUAUAGUAAAGGAAUCGGUUGACAUUUUUCUCUUACAAAAUAUUCACAAAUACGAUGAUGACUCUUUAUUAGCAUAUUUUAAAUCUGUGUCAAUAUUCGAUGAAGAUGACGUUGAAGUAUUUGUCACAAAGGAUAUCUUGAAAUCAGUUAAGGAACAAAUUAGAAAAUAUUUGCAAACAUUUGAGCAUAUUAAUGCUUUCUAUGUGCGGUAUUGCUUAAUCACUAAAGUCACAAAUGGACAAGAUGGUAUUGAUGAAUUACGUGAACAAAAGGACAUGUGGGAAUCGAUUUCGCUUAGUAAAACCCAGGAUCCUGAAAUUUGGAAAGACCAUUCUGAGAUUUUAGAUGUUGCAAAGAAAGUUUAUAAAUACAACAAAUCUCAAACAUUUUAUAAUGUUUUUGAAAAAAUUUUACAAGAAAUUCCGAAUGAAAUAAAUGUACAAACACUUGCACAAGAUAUCAUGCCAAAAGUUUUUGUAUCAUACAUUAAAGAUUGUUCUAAAUUUCAAAAUUGGCAAUAUAUCCAAUUACCGUUCGCAGCGAUGUUUUGGAAAAAUGUUACAAAUAUCAAUGCUGAGCUUGAAUUCAUGACUGAAUUUAUUCCUAGGAAUCAAGACCAAAAGUACAUAAUGACCCUUACUCAGCUCUCUGAAGUUUUGAAAAUAACACAAAAGUUACAUCAACUAACAACUGUGAUAGAAAUAUUUAAUAUACCUCGGAAUGAACAAGACUGGCUCUCAGAAGCACUUAAUGAUCUUGAGGGACAAUCAAUUCUCUUAGGACAAUUAAGUUCUGUAUUUGAUUCCAUUAAUGAUCAUCUCGCUGUCAUUGAUGAAAAUGGUUGGUCAUUAAUUAAAGAACUUUCAAAUGCUGAAGAAUUUAUCAAUUUUCUAAGAUCUAUUGCAGAACACGAUCUUAAGAAUCUUAUAAAUGGUGUUGAUGAUCAUUCUGAUGAACGAUUGAUUCAAGAAGAUACAGUUGCAUCUCUUAUUCAAGUUAAACAGUUCUUGUUUCCACUAUUAAGUGCUGCAUCAACCUUGACCUUGGAUACGUUCUUACAAGAUUUGGCUAAAAUCAUUGAGUUGAAUCCAACAUUCGCAAGCAAAGUUACAUUAUGUAAUAGCAGUAAUAUGGCGUUACAAAAUAUGUAUGCAAACAUUAGUAACAGAGGAGAAGUAACCAAAGAAAAAAUUCUAAAUGCCGUUAAAAUUGGGACUUAUAAAUUUGAAUGGAAAUCAACAGAUAAGAAGUGUUCAGUGAAGUUAUCAUAUCAAAUUACGAAAACAAAAACUGUCAUCACAUAUAAUUUUAAUGACUUGCAAGAUUUACGUGGACGGGCCCUUUUAAUAGCAAAGCCAGAUAUCACAAAUAUCACAAUUGGAGGUUCAAAUGAUGAGAGUAAAAAAGAUAAAACAAAGGAAAUAAUGGAUGAAUUUGUACGUCAAGUAGAUAUAGCUCAGGACAUCGUUAAUAAUAUCGCCGCGAAAUUAAUUGAGACUGGUCACUUUGGUUAUAGAGAAUUUCAAGAAUCAGUCAAAGGAUCUGAAAAUAUGACUCAAUUGGCCGAAAAAUUAAAAUUAGAGCUUAGAAAAUGGGAAAAUUUAGUGAAUAAAGCGCAAGAAAAUCAUUUCUACCUAACAUUCUUUCCAGCGCGACAUAUCCUAGAAUUUUAUGAUUUUUUCACGAGUCGUUCACCCACAAAUACUAAAACAUGCCAAACUCUCGUUAGAUUUGUGAACCCACAUGCCAAACUACCGACUAGAGAUAGAACCAUAUCGAUUGCACGAAAGGAUUCACAUCUUCAGAUAUUGAAUGAUAUUGGAACUAAAUUAAACCUUAUUUUUGGAUCUCUAUCCAAAACUCCACGUUUGCUAAAAACUUCAAUAGAACGCGUAGCAUCGGAUGUUGUGAUUCGUGGAAGACUAUUUGUUGCAGCAUGUAAUGACAAGUCACGAGUUCCAAACAUUAUAAUGUCGUUGUAUGCAAAUCAUGGAACAUUUCCUGAAGCUUGGCAGGUCUUGAUUUGUACAUCGUCCACAACCUUGGAAGAACUUUCAAUAUUUAUCAAACGAUGUUUUUUGGCUUUCAAAAAUGGAUAUGAAAACCAUUUGUUUUGCAUGGCAAAUUUGGAAUUACUUGACUUUGAAUUACAAUAUAAUUUGGUGAAUAAAAUUCGAUCCAUGCGAGAAAAAGGACCUAAUUACCUUCUAGCAUUAGUCUGCAAUUCUGAGGGUGGAAUGCAUCAUCACAUAUUGGACCAAUUUUCGCAAGAUGUUCAUGCAACAAACGGUUUAAGUUCUAGUGCAAUGACAACUAUUUAUCAAAAAUUGUGUUCUAAUGUUACAUGUGUAUCAUCGGAUCUUUCGGGUCAGGGCAAAACGGAAUGGAUUAAACAUGAAUGUUUUGAAAAUAGUAAGCUUCCAAAGAGUUUUCUCAUUAGUGAUGGUGCUGAUUUUGGAAAGCUUGUUCGAAAGUUAAAAGAGUUUACACUUAGACCAAUGGAAUGCGUGCAUAUUAAUAUAAUUUCAUCCGAUUAUCCUGGCGAUGUCAACUUGUUUCUUUUCGAACUUUUAAGUUUUGGAAUAGUAUCUAAUAAUGCUGAUAUAGCAAGCCUUCCUCGCACAACAUUCAUAUAUAUUGAAGUUGCAUCAAGCUUCCAACAACAUUUACUAAGAUCACUCCCAAUGAUGGAUUAUUUACCAAAACAUCACAUUACAUGGGAUAUUAAUAAUUUGAUAGUCUCACAAGAUAUUAAUAGUCCCAUGCAAAUAGUAUGUCGCUAUUUAUUUGCAUUUCAUCUACGUCAGAUUAAUGAAAAAAAUAUUUCACUCCAAGUAUCAGAUAUAGCUAAUGAAGUUAUUUGUGAUGCACUAUGUCGGGAACUUAUAAAUCGAUAUUUUUUUAAUGACAAUAAUUCAGAAGAAAUACUAUCAUUCCGAUUUUUGGAAAUUUUCAUUAGUGUCUUUGCUGAUCAGCUGGUUCGACUAUCUUCGAGUUCAUAUUUCAAAGUUGAAAAUAUAGCUUUGAUGCUUGAAAAAGAAACAAAAAUUAGAACAACUUUAGUAAAAACGUUAUUAGAUGUGUCAAAGGAUUUUGCCGUGAGGUCAAUUCAAACGAAAGCAGUACAAUUAGAAGCAACUUCAUUUGAUGGCAUAGAAAAUACACAGUUAAAUACAAUUGUGAAAUGGGAUGAUUCAAAUCAUUUAUUAGUAUUCUUUUUAUCACAAACACCAGAUUCUAUUUGUGCUUUAUAUCGCGACAAGGACAAAGUUCCUGAAAAUGUUCAACAAUUGCUUGAAAGUCAAUUUAUUGCACAAAAUUUGGAAAAAUGGGAGUUGGAUGAUUAUUCAAAAAUGUCAGCCGAAGUUCUAUUGGAAAAAUUGGAAAGUAUUGCUAGAAAAACCUAUCAUAAGGUGGAGUAUACACCUUACGCGUUGUCUGCGGACAAUUUGGUAAAAAUGGCAUUAAUAUUAUUGAGAACACGUGCAAAUAUUCCGGUAGUAAUUUCUGGUGAGGCUGGAUGUGGAAAGACAAGCUUAAUUGGAUUCUUAGCCGAAGUUGUCGGAGCUCAAUUCUUUGCACUUAAUCUCCACGCCGGAAUUGACGAACAAACUAUUGCUGAAUUCAUGACCGAAGCCCGAAAUAAUGCCAAGAAAGGCGAAGUUUGGAUAUUUUUUGAUGAAAUUAAUACUUGCAAUCACAUAGGUCUUCUUUCGGAUUUAAUAGCUCACAGAAUUUAUCUUGGUAAUACAAUACACUACAACAUUCGAUUGUUUGCAGCAUGUAAUCCUUACAGAAUUCGAACCAAAAGUGUUAGUGAAGCAGGAUUACAAACUAAGCAAAUUAAGAGAUAUGAAGAACAAAGCAAUCUUGUAUACGAAGUCAAACCACUUCCAGAUCAAAUCCUUGAUUAUGUUUGGGAUUAUGGUAUACUUCAACCAGAUGAUGAAAAAAAAUAUAUUCAAAUCAUGGUAGCUACACAAUUAAAGGAAUUAAGUCACCCAGCUUUAGCUGACCUAUUAUCUGCUUCCCAAGAAUAUAUUCGAAGUGUAGAAGAACCAUAUAGCGUCAGUCUGCGUGACAUAAAACGCGCAAUAACUUUAAUUCAAUUCUUUUACAAGAGUUUACAAGAUCGGCCACCAAUUCGUAAAGAUGCACCGAAAUAUCCGCCUGAUUCACGUGAUAACAUUCGUUCAUAUGUAUUGGCAUUAGGGCUUUGUUAUCAAUCGAGGUUAUAUGAUCAAUCAUUACGUACAAAAUAUAGGAAGAUUAUAUGUGAAACAUUUGAAGCUCACGGUGUUCAUAUAGAUGAAAAAGAAUUCAUGAAGAUUAUUAGAGAUGAACAAGAAGAUUAUAUUAAUAGAAUGGUCUGUCUACCAAAUACUGCAAAAAAUGAGGCGCUUUUAGAAAAUGUUUUGGUUAUGACCGUUUGCAUAUUAACCAGAAUACCUGUUUUUAUUAUCGGCGCGCCUGGAUCUUCAAAAUCAUUAGCUAUUCGUCUUGUUGGUCAAAAUUUGCGUGGAUCUGAUUCAAACGAUGAAUACUUUAGGAAAUUGCCACAGGUAUAUCUCAUUCCUCAUCAAGGUUCAUCAUCUUCAACAUCCGAGGGAAUUUUAAAAGUCUUUCAAAAAGCUCAAAACUUUCAAGAAACAAGUUCAAAUGAAUUUCCCGUAAUUAGUGUAGUUCUAUUGGAUGAAGUAGGAUUGGCCGAGACAAGUCCAUUUAAUCCAUUGAAAGUACUUCAUUCACUAUUGGAACCAAGUUAUAAAUCUAGCCGCCCUAGCGUUUCUGUUAUUGGAAUAAGUAAUUGGAGGUUGGAUAAUAGCAAAAGUAGCAGGGCCUUGCUAGUUCAAAGACCCAGGUUUGACUUGGACGAUCUGGUAGAUACUGCAGCCCGAAUAUUAGACAACAAAACUUCUGGCCAGAUUCAAAAAGCAUCUUUAUACCCGCUCGCAAAAGCAUAUUCCAUUUACGAGCAAGAAGGUCAAAUCCAUCCAAACUUCCAUGGCUUAAGAGAUUACUAUGCUUUCAUUAAAUCUCUUUCUUUAAAUGAUAUAACUCCUGAAAAUAUACAAAUGGCGUUAGCGAGAAACUUUGGUGGCACCAACAAAUUUUCCGAAAUAUGUCAAAAAUAUUUUGGUAACGCUAUAAAUGAAUUUAACAAUCAUAAAAGCUGGGUUUAUAAUCCUAUACCUACUGAAAAAUUAAUACAUAUGAACUUGGAUGAUGAGGGUGCGAGACAUUUGAUGAUUAUUGGAAGAAGCGAUUCUGUAGUUAAUUUAUUGGCAUAUCAGUUAAGACAGAGGAAUUUAGACCCUGUUAUUAUUUUUGGAUCUCAAUUUCCUGACGACCAAGACGAUUAUUCCUACAGCAUUCUAAAUAGAAUUAUGAUGUGUGUUGAAGCAGGAAAACCGUUAAUUUUGACAGAUUUAGAGAUCAUUUAUGGAAGUCUUUAUGAUUUGUGGAAUCAAAAUUAUAUAGUUGUCGGAAGUGCUGAAGAUCCAAAGUAUUACACCAGAGUAGCACUUGGUGCUUAUGCUAAUCCAAUGCUGUAUGUCAACAAGAAUUUUAGAUGCAUUCUUGUACUUGAUGAAAAGAACUUACCAAAAGCGGAUCCACCACUCUUGAAUCGUUUUGAAAAGCAAAAGAUGGCAAUAAAUGACAUUCUUUCAUCCGAAGAACUUUUAUUAGUACAACAAUUAUCAACUUGGGCACAGCACAUGUCAGCAACUAUAGCAUUGAAUGGAUUUGUUCCAACACACAAAAAAUUUACUCAAAAAGAUUUGUUCAUUGGGUUUGACCAAGACGAAACUUUACAAAGUUUGGUAAUAAAUGUUAGAAAGAAUAAUUCACAACUUCAAUUUGAUGAAACACUCGAAAGGUGCAAGGAAACAUUAAUUGCCAUUGCUUCCUCGGAUGGAGUUAUUAGAGCAGAAAAAAGUGUACUGAAUCGUGAUGAAGUUGAUUAUUGGAAGAACGUUUAUUUUAAAUUACACCAUAAUGAUAUCGCAGAUUAUUUUAAAUAUUUAUUUGAUCAAAAUUUGGAAGCUGAUGGACAUCAAGUGAUCAUCAACACAUUUUCAAAUAUUAAUGCAGACGUUAAAGAAUGUUUACGAGAUAUCACCACAUGUACUGUGUUAAAGCUUUCUACAUUCAAAACAGAAGCUCAAUUUCAAAAUAGGGUUAAGCAUUUCUGGUUUGAAUCACCAAAUAUUCAGACAUUGAUUCUACAGUGUGACGUCUUAACUGUUAAUUUUGGAUGUAUUAAAUUGGCUAAAUUCAUAAUUGAGCAAUUUAGGAUCGACUACUUGAAUCAGAAGCAACAACAAAACGCAUAUGAUGCAAUUACUAAGCAUGUUUGUAUUAUUCUUCAUAUUCACCGAGAUCACAAAACCUCUUUGGAAUCAUUUAAUUUUACGUGUGGAUGGAAACAAGUUACUAUUGAAUCUUUGAUUCCGCAAGAAAAACCUUUGACUAGUCUUUUGCAAGGAGAUUUAUGUGAUGUUAUCAAUAAUGUGUACUCUUUUGAAGAAAUUUUGCAACAAGAAUUAUUGUG
Racocetra persica is the source of this 7252-nucleotide messenger RNA. NCBI's taxonomy places the organism in Eukaryota, Fungi, Glomeromycota, Glomeromycetes, Diversisporales, Gigasporaceae. The record is from the annotation of a GenBank genome assembly.